CGAGAUGCUGGCAUCAGAAAGUGUAAAUGUUUCUUACAAUAAGGUUACGAAGAAGAAAAUAAAAUGAAGUUGGUUAUUUUGUGGGCACUUUUGGCUGUAAUGGUUGUCUUGCCACAAUCAGCUUACACUGAUGAGACUGAAGUGCUUCGUAUUUUCGAUCACAAAUAUCAUCCCAGCAACGAGGAAAUGAAAGACCAUUUGGACAAGGCAAAAUUGGAACAUCAUGGUUUCACAAGAACAGUCCAAACUACAAGAGAAAUAGACCAGAAAGGUCAAAUAACAGUGAAGAAGACGAUCCACUACAAAGUCAUUGACCACUGCUCCAAAGCAGGAAAAUGGGAAAAAAUCUUAGCAGAGCGUCUGCCCAAAGGUUGGACGAAAUGGUUCAAGAAGACUGAGAAGGAGGUUAAAAGACGUAUUGCCGGCCAAAAGCCCAAACAAUGUGAAUUUGGUGUGGAGAUUCAUCCUCAACGCGGCUGUGGUAAGGAGAAGAGCAUUACCAAAGGGCGUAAGAAAAGAGGUGGUUGUGUUGGACUUUGUUGGUUUAGCUCUACUGUAGAAAUUCGUCGCUAACUUUGAAAUGAGAUGUUUUUCUCUUAUUCUGUCAUUUGUAUCCAAAAAAGAUUUUGGUGUAGCAAAAAGUUCCAUAAAAAUGAAUGUGUAUUGUAGAUAACAGAUUUUACUGUUAUAAUAGUGUUUAGGUCGUUUGAGAAAAUAAAACAUUGCUGUGAAA
Molecule: messenger RNA, 733 nt
Organism: Xenia sp. Carnegie-2017
Lineage: Eukaryota; Metazoa; Cnidaria; Anthozoa; Malacalcyonacea; Xeniidae
Exons: 2
Coding region: 64-573 (169 amino acids)
Source: RefSeq, a predicted model, not a curated record